Messenger RNA from Paramuricea clavata, 2108 nucleotides. The record is from the annotation of a GenBank genome assembly. Lineage: Eukaryota; Metazoa; Cnidaria; Anthozoa; Malacalcyonacea; Plexauridae.
AUGGUUGUUCGCAGACACACCUCUGUAGUUUUGCCUGAGCUUAUCCCUUCAAUUAAGCGAAAAACAUGGCUAAAGCUUUUAGGAGUUACUCUAAAAGAUAAUCGGCGCAACUGGGAUUUGCACUAUGAAGAAAUGCUCAAAAAAGCAAGUGGAAGAAUGUACAUUAUGAAAGUUUGCAAAUACUAUGGACUAUCAAUUAAACAAUUAGAUCUGCUGUUUGAUAGCCUAAUUAUGUCGAUAUUCACUUUUGCUAUUGAGCUGUGGGGUUGUGCAUAUGACGGUAAAUAUUUGAACCAAAUAGAUAAACUCAUUAAACGUGCACAUAAGAAUGGUUAUAUAUCAAAACGAACACACAUUAAAGAAAUACGUGAUAAGAGAGAAAAGAAACUGUGGAACAAAAUAACAUCAACUGAGGACAAUGCAUUGCUUGAACUGCUGCCGGAAAAAAGAAGUAGGUUACUUAGGCCUAGAGGGCAUGAGUAUGAACUCCUCCUAGUGAGAACAGAAAGAUUCAAAACGUUGUUCAUAAAUCGUUUUUUGUACAACUUUGUUUAGACUUUAAUGUAUUUAAAACUUUUUAAAACUUUUUACGCUUCUUAACUUACAUUGUAAAUAUAACUAUCUAGAUCAAUUACCUUUCGAUUGUAAACUCAGACGGAUGUAUCUGAUUAUUUUAAUAAAAACUAUUAUUAUUAUUAUUAUUAUUAUUAUUAUUAUUAUUAUUAUUAUUAUUAUAUAUAGUCGAUAAAUGUAGUACCUUUGGCAUCAAGAAAGCCAUCACAAAAUCAGUCCAAUAUUUGCCGAAACUCAUCAUCAGCAAUAAUCUGAUACCAACAGUAAAGAUUGGAGAAGCAUUUCAAUAUUUAGGACGUUACUUUGAUUUUAACAUGUCGAGCGAUAACCAUAAGACUGAACUAACCACUCUCGUUAACGAACUAAUGACUGAUAUUGACUCGAAGCCACUCCACCCAAGAAAUGAGCUUCUCGUAUACAGUCGUUAUGUCUUAUCCAAAAUAUCGUGGCAUUUCACCAUCGCAAUACUUUCUAAAACAUGGGUUAUUGAAAAUAUUGAUCCCGUAGUCAACCAGUACAUCCGUAAAUGGCUUGAAAUUCCAAUCCCAGGAACACUAAGUACUGUUUUUCUAACUCGCAACAAAUCUGGUCAAAGUAUUUAUCCUCCAUCGGUGAAAUUUAUCCAAUGCCAAACAGUUCUUCUAAAAGCUUUAAAACUUUCUCCAAAUCAAUCAAUCAACGAACUGUGGAAAUCUACUAAUACUCAUACUAAUAUCCAAUACGACUUUUAUAACUCAACCAAAGAAGUGCUUAAAGACUUUCGGUCUGAACAUGAAGAUAAACUCCAAAAUCAAUUAACUUGUCAGGGAUCCUUUUUCUCUAGUAUAACAAAGUCCUCCUUGUCGCAUCUUAGCAAAGUGUGGUCUACUGCUCAAUCUAAACUUCCGCAAAACAUUUAUAAUUUAAACAUACGCUAUAUCAAUAACUCUCUUCCGUCACGCAAGAACUUUAGCAGAUGGGGAUUGUCUUCAAGUUCAGAAUGCUCCUUUUGUCUUGGCCCAGGAUCAUUAUUGCAGGUGGUCACUGGAUGUCAGUGUUAUCUCGAUCGAUUUACGUGGAGGCACAAUUCAAUCCUGAACUUCCUUGCCAAUACCUUGCAAUCUGUGAACGGUUCUGCCCUCUACGCUGAGGUGCCUGGAUUCAAAAGUCCGUCAAUAAUAACUGGUGAUACGUAUCGCCCGGAUUUGUUGCUAUCGUUAUCAAAUGGCUCUCUUUAUGUGGUCGAGCUCACUGUUGGCUAUGAGACAAACCUCGAGAACAACGUUAAUCGGAAAAAAGCCAAAUAUAAAGAACUAGUAAAACAACUAGACGAAAAUUUUAACGAAGUAAACUUUAUAAAUCUUUCUAUGAGCUCCCUAGGCAUUUUUGCGCAAGAAUGCUCUACAUUCUUAGAAAUGUUAAAAAAUGUUGGUCUGGACAAAAACUACCAAACGUACUGUGUUAGGAAAAUGAUGACUAUUGCCAUUCGAAGUACACACUAUAUUUUUUGCCGCCGAAAUAAGGAAUGGGAAAGUCCGGACUUGUUAACUAUUUGA